This is a messenger RNA of Dioscorea cayenensis subsp. rotundata (Guinea yam), 1533 nucleotides long. Its product is annotated as UDP-glycosyltransferase 73C6-like. Gene Ontology annotation, molecular function: UDP-glycosyltransferase activity. Bases 1 to 1533 code for a protein of 510 amino acids. The record is from RefSeq and is a predicted model, not a curated record. Lineage: Eukaryota; Viridiplantae; Streptophyta; Magnoliopsida; Dioscoreales; Dioscoreaceae. The transcript has a single exon.
AUGACAAACCAAACAAUCAUCCCAGUUAGCCAAAACUCCGGCGAUGUUCCCAACCCCCACUAUAUUCUAAUGCCGGCAAUGGCGCAAGGCCACAUGAUCCCCAUGAUCGACAUGGCUCGGCUCAUAGCCAGCCGAGGCGUGCAUGUUACCUUCGUCACGACCCCGCUCAACGCCGCACGCAACAACACCAUCAUUAAUUCCAUGCAUGGCUCUGGCCUCCCCAUCCACUUCCUCAUCCUCCCAUUCCCAUGCAUUGAAGCUGGCCUCCCUGAAGGUUGUGAGAAUCUUGAUAUGUUGCCAACCGGAGAUCUUAUGAAGACCUUCCUAGAUGCGUGCCGCUUGCUCAAAAACCCUCUCAUUAACCAUCUCAAAGCUCAAAAUCAUUUAUCUCCUCAAAGCCUCAUCAUCUCUGAUGCCUCUCUUCCUUGGACUAGAGAGGUUUCCAGAGAGCUAUCCAUUCCAAAACUAUUUUUUAAUGGUUUUGGCUGCUUUGCUCUUCUCUGUUGCUUCAAGAUACAUGAGCAUAAGAUUCAUCAAGCCAUUACUGAUGAGAAUGAGCUCUUUGUGAUCCCUGGAUUACCAGAUAGGAUAGAGUUGACACGUGCCCAGACUCCUGGUUUUUCUAUCAAAGAAAUGGAGAAGUACAUGGUGGAGAUGAGAGAAGCUGAGAUUGAGGCUGAUGGUGUGGUGGUGAAUAGCUUUGAUGAGUUAGAGAGCCAGUACUGUGAAUGGUACCAGAAAACAACUGGAAAGAAGGUCUGGAUGAUUGGUCCUUUGUCACUGUCUAACAAGAAAAUUGGUGAUGUGGCUGCCAGAGGGAACAAGGCGGCCAUAGAUGAAGGCUUGUGCAUGAGCUGGCUUGACUCCAUGAAACCAAGCUCAGUUCUUUACGUGAGCUUUGGUAGCAUGGCCCAUACAAAGCUUGAUCAGCUUGUGGAGUUAGGACUCUCACUUGAAGCUUCACAGAAGCCCUUUAUAUGGGUGAUAAGAGAUGGUGAAAAGGUGGCAGAUGUGGAGGAGUGGUUAUCUGAAGGUUUUGAAGAGAGAACAAGAUCAAGGGGUUUGAUCAUAAGAGGUUGGGCUCCCCAAGUAAUGAUCUUAUCUCACCAAGCAGUUGGAGGGUUCAUGACUCACUGUGGAUGGAAUUCCACUCUUGAAGGUGUGACUGCAGGUGUGCCAAUGAUCACAUGGCCUCAUUUUGCUGAACAGUUUAUCAAUGAGAAGCUGAUUGUUCAAGUGCUGAAGAUUGGAGUGUCAGUUGGAGUGAAGCAUCCUGGAAGGCAGUGGGUCGAAGAUAAGGGAGAUGCACUCGUGGUUGAGAAGGAGAUGAUUGAGAAGGCGGUGGUAAGGUUGAUGGGAGGAGGAACGGAAGCAGAGGAGAUGAGGAAGAGAGCAAAGAUGUUGGGAGAGAUGGCUGUUAGGGGAAUGGAAGAAGGUGGUUCUUCUUACCAGACUUUGAGCAACUUGAUAAACUACUUUAAUGGUGCUGAUCAUGGCCAAGUGGAGGACAAGAGGCAUGUGCAGCUUGCAUAG